GUUUUCAGGUUUUUUAGCGCUUCUGUUUUGGGCUUUUGUCUCUAGAAGAGUCUGGUCACUGUGACAUCAGAACGUCUCCACGCCAACGUGUUUUCCAGAUCAAAGUGCAUUGUGGGGCCGUUGACCCGUCGGCUGUGUUGGACAGACAGACUGUUGGACGGGACGGAGACACACGGAGGACAAGAGACACAAUCGUUAUGACAACAACUGAAUACCGCGACAUUGAAGAUGACAGCAGCUCCUUUUGGAACAAAGAGCCAGCACCUGUCUCUCUCUCAGCUGUCUCCAGGUUCAGACGCUGGUUGUUUCCUGCUCUGACGGCUACAUUCAUCCUGGUUCUGAUCAUAGUACUGGGAGCUAGCAACACACAGACCUCUAACCGACUCUGGUCUCUGGAGAAAACUGUUUCCAACGUGAACGAAUCCCUGAGCUCAGUACAGCAGCUCGCAAAAGACGCAGCUAAAGACGUUAACCGCCUCAAGUUUUCAGUGGAGAACAACAAGGAUCAGCUGAUCUCAGUGGGCGAGGCGUUGAAGCAGCUGUCUGUCGUCGACUCCCUCAGCCAGACCGUCGCCUCGCUGAAAUGUUCCCUCGAACGAAUCAUCAACAACAGCUCAGCAGUGGAGGGCUGUUGUCCUCUGGACUGGCUGCCCUUCGGCUCCAGCUGUUAUCUGUUCAGCAAGACGUCCGCAUCCUGGCCCCGAGCCAGAGAUUGGUGCAACGGACACGAAGCACACCUGGUCAUUCCCAUCACCGACGAGGAUUGGAACUUUGUGAUCCGUCAGGCGGGCGGCGUCUUCCACUGGGUGGGUCUGACUGAUGAGAAGGGGGAGUGGGAGUGGGUCAACCAGACCCCGUACGUCAUGAACCGAAGGCGCUGGAUGCCGGGGCAGCCGGACAGCUGGACCGGGCACGGGUUCGGGCCCGGGGACGAGGACUGCGCCCACAUACACACCGACGGGCGCCUCAACGACCUGCACUGCUCCACCAGGCUGCGCUACAUCUGCCAGAAACACCGCCUGCGCAGCUGAACCCCCAGGACCAGACCAGGAACCCCUCCAGAACCAGACCAGUACCCCUCCCCCCAAAAACCCGACCAGGAUCCCUCCCCCCAGAACCAGACCAAACGU
Etheostoma cragini (Arkansas darter) is the source of this 1130-nucleotide messenger RNA. RefSeq names its product C-type lectin domain family 10 member A-like. The transcript has 8 exons. Gene Ontology annotation, molecular function: signaling receptor activity. The coding region runs from base 198 to 1031 and encodes 277 amino acids. The record is from RefSeq and is a predicted model, not a curated record. Lineage: Eukaryota; Metazoa; Chordata; Actinopteri; Perciformes; Percidae.